Drosophila takahashii is the source of this 1005-nucleotide messenger RNA. The record is from RefSeq and is a predicted model, not a curated record. NCBI's taxonomy places the organism in Eukaryota, Metazoa, Arthropoda, Insecta, Diptera, Drosophilidae.
AUGUUCAUCGAAAUCAAAGUGAACAUUUUGCUCCUGCUGCAUACUUUUAUUUUGGUUCAUUUAGUUGAAUUAGCGAUUUCGGAUCAACACAGAUCCCAACCUUGUAAAUCCGGUGAGACAUGUAAAAGCCUGGAUCAGUGCCCCCACUUGUAUGCCGCUUAUAACUCCAGUUUAGAUACGAAGAAUACAAUAUCAAAAAGAAGUUGCGGCGAUACUACAAAAACCGGGGCGUCAGAACUUUUUUGCUGCCCGAGGCCACCAAACUUCCUGCCAAUAAAUGGGUGCGGACGCGGAGGAAAUCGAACAGAAGGCAGAAAGGCGGGACUGAAAGAGUUUCCCUGGAUGGCGAUGCUUCUGUAUUGGAAUAGUUUCACUAAGCAACUGCAGCCCGGAUGUGGGGGCUCCCUGAUUAACAACUGGUACGUUCUGACCGCAGCCCACUGUGUCAGAGAUCCUGGAAAUCCUAGUAUCGGCCCCCCGAAGAGAGUGCGUCUGGGCGAACAUAAUACCGCCACCAAUCCCGACGAAGGCUAUGUGAAUGGUAGAUGGUUAAAGGCGCCCCCUUAUGUUGAAAUCCAUGUUGAUCUGAGUAUUGUACAUGGGAAAUUCAACCAUGGAACUGAUUAUAAAAAUGACAUCGCUCUGCUGCGACUCCAAAUUCCAGUACGUUGUAUAUUUGUUGUCUGUUUUAGUUAUUCGGGCGCCAUCUAUCCGAUUUGUCUUCCGGACCAGAGCCAAAAUACAUCUUAUAACCGCAUAUUUGAAGCAGCCGGCUGGGGAAACCACAGUCCAGUAUUCAUCUUCCUUCAGGAAAGGCAUCCAAGUGAUACGAAGUGUAAAGAAUUGAAGGCGUUCGACUAUAGCACGCAAAUCUGUGCAGGUGGCGACGAGGUUGGAAGUGUGAGUGGUGAUUCUGGGGGUCCUCUGAUGGCCAUCAUGCAGUGGAAGAAGAAAAAUGUCACAUAUUUAGCCGGCAUCAUUUCCUAUGUCAAAGUGGCACAGUAA